Closterium sp. Naga37s-1 is the source of this 319-nucleotide messenger RNA. Lineage: Eukaryota; Viridiplantae; Streptophyta; Zygnematophyceae; Desmidiales; Closteriaceae. The record is from the annotation of a GenBank genome assembly.
AUGACGCUACUAGAAGAAUCCGCGAAGUUACGGGAUAGAGCGACUGUUACCACCGCGGCUGAUCGUGCAGGUUGUGGACACGUGGCAGCUGACAUGACAGCUGACGUGGCGAGAAAGAAUGAACACCACGAAAGAGCUUGUAGCGGAGUUCCCCCAAUCGCGUUUGCUAAUUCUUCUGCCCCUGCCGCCGCGGUUUCCGCCUCUGGUGCUUCCGCCAGUAGUGCUUCCGCCACCAGCGCUUCCGCCAUCAGCGCUUCCGCCAGCUCCGCCGCGACAACCCCCGAAUUGGUUCCUCGCUCUUCCCGCCCAUCCACCCCCU